Fusarium sp. VM40 is the source of this 819-nucleotide messenger RNA. NCBI's taxonomy places the organism in Eukaryota, Fungi, Ascomycota, Sordariomycetes, Hypocreales, Nectriaceae. The record is from the annotation of a GenBank genome assembly.
AUGGCUCGAGUCUGGUUCAUCACUGGUUCCUCUCGAGGACUAGGACGCGCACUUGUCGAGCAAGUCCUUGCCUCCGGCGACAUCGUCGUCGCUACCGCCCGAAAGCCCUCGCAACUCGAUGAUCUUGUCACCAAAUAUGGAUCUGAGAAGAUCUUUGCAACAGCACUUGAUGUUACCGAUGCCAACCAGGCGAAUGUUGCUAUCAAAGAGACUGUAGACAAGUUCGGCCGUAUCGACGUCCUUGUCAACAAUGCAGGCUACGCAAACCUAGCUUCUGUGGAGGACACAUCUCUUGAGUCUUUCCGUGCACAAGUCGACGUCAACUUCUAUGGUGUUGUCAACGUCACAAAGGCCGCUGUGCCUAUUUUCCGACAACAAAAGUCUGGCCACAUCAUCCAGGUCUCCACAAUCGGAGACCGAGUCGGUACGCCUGGAGCAGCAGCCUACCAAAGCGCCAAGUGGGCAGUCGCCGGUUUCUCAACUGUUUUGGCACAAGAAAUUGCGCCUUUUGGCAUCAAAGUCACAGUUGCCGAGCCCGGUGGCAUCAAGACCGAUUGGGCUACUAUCGCUAUAGAAUCUUCGAAUAUCAGUGAGCCUUAUGAGCAGUCUGUGGGAAUGAUGUCCAAGCUCAUGGAGGAUAAGUCUCACUGGGCUGAGGGCUCGGACAUUGCGAGGGCCCUCAUUCAUCUUUCUCAGGUCGAGGAACCGCCUCUGAGGAUCGUUCUGGGCCAUGGUGCCCUUCCCUGGUCUCAGAUGGCGGCCAAGACUCUGGCUGAUUCGGACGAAAAGUGGUUGAAGGUAUCUAAGCUUGAGUUUUAA